Molecule: messenger RNA, 2001 nt
Organism: Fusarium proliferatum ET1
Lineage: Eukaryota; Fungi; Ascomycota; Sordariomycetes; Hypocreales; Nectriaceae
Exons: 5
Coding region: 1-2001 (666 amino acids)
Biological process (GO): DNA-templated transcription; positive regulation of transcription from RNA polymerase II promoter by galactose
Cellular component (GO): nucleus
Molecular function (GO): zinc ion binding; DNA-binding transcription factor activity, RNA polymerase II-specific; RNA polymerase II cis-regulatory region sequence-specific DNA binding
Source: RefSeq, a predicted model, not a curated record
AUGCCUCGCCCAAUAGUCCCAGCGCACCAACGCCAAAGAGCAGCAGAAGCCUGCAACCUGUGUCGUGAGACGAAAAAGAGAUGCAGCGGCUCAGCGCCCUGUACGCAAUGCGUUCGUCGCGGUCUUGAGUCGCAAUGCUUCAUCACCUAUGCUCCGAGAGGGUCGAGAACAAGAGCUCGUGCUGAAGCUGCAAAGGCUGCGGCGGCGGGAUCGGUGACGACGGAGCAGAUGAGUGCGAGUUCGCAUCAGAGCAGUCAGCCGAUGGAGACGGAUGAGGGGUAUAGACCGUUGUCGCCGUCGCAUUCGCAGCAGGAUGAUGAGAAGGACAGCCAGACUGAGGCGUCGAAUCCACCGCGAAUGCUGCUCAACUCGAGAGGCGAAAGAGUUUAUAUUGGAGGUGCAGCGUCAAUCUCGUUUCUGCAGAUUGUGCGGAAUUUGGUGUCGCAGCAAAUUGGACCAUCGGCAUUUUCUCACAACGAGAAAAGCGAUACCAUGCUCGAGAUUGAAUCGCCGACAGCUACAACACAUGAUGAAACGAGCGCGAUGAGGUUAAGUCCAGACCAGAAACAGCAGUAUUUGAGGUCUUAUUACGUAGUUACCGAAGCGUUAAUCCACGUCUUUGACGCGUCGGAACUCGAAACUCUCCUCAAUCUAGACGACGACACAGGCUACUCUCCCUCUCCCAACCUCUCACCUCUCAAACAAGCCUCAGUUGACCUAGUCAUCGCAAUCGGCGCCCAAUGCGAGUCCCUCUCCAGCGCCCGAACAAUAGGCCAAGCAUAUUUCCGCCGCGCUCGCAGCCAAGCAUUCGUUGGGUUCCUCGAAGAUCCAGACCUAGACAUGGUCCGCACAUUCCUCCUCAUGGCAUUCUUCAUGCUCGGCGAGUGCAGAAGAAACGCAGCGUUUAUGUAUCUCGGAGUCGCUGCAAAAGCCGCCCUCGCUCUGGGUCUGCAUAGCAGAGAGUCUUAUGCUGCGAAGCCCGGACCGGAGGACCAGGCAAAGUUGCGGGUAUGGAUGAGCGUGUGUAUCCUUGAUAAGCUUGUUAAUUCGCUUCUCGGCCGACCAUCCGCUUCUGCCCAGAUCCGAUCGAAUAGCAGCAGUAAGCUGGAUGACGUCGCGCAAAAGGGCGAUAGCAUCACCGAGCAUUUGAUGGCGUCCAACAGAGUUUCCACAAUUAUCAACGAUAUCACAGAUACGCUUUAUGACCAGAAAAAGGUCACGACUGCCAUUGUCGAACAGUUCCUCCAAGACAUUGAACGUUGGAAACGAGAGCUUCCUGCUUCGGUCAAGAUACCCUCAGCAGAUCCCAGUCCAGGAACAGUAACGCAACAACACGGAGCUAUUGCCAAGGUUUACGUGUCGUGUCUGUAUUAUCUGGCUGUUAUGCUCGUUUCAAGACCGUUUUUGGUUUCGGCACUUACAUCCAAGGGUCUUGGAAAGGGAGCCCAUACUCAGUUGGCCGCUGCAUGUCUUGAUGCAGCGAUGUAUCUGUCGCAAACAUGUUCCGAAGCUCUCAACGCUGGGCUACUACAAGGGAACAUGUGCAUUAUGAAAGCCCUCGUCUUCGCAUCAGGACUAGUACUCGGCCUGGAGAUAUUCGCCAAAUACCCCGUUGAAUCAGACAUCAGCAACGCAUUCGAAGGCGCAAAAGACGUCCUCAGGCAUUUAGCAACUCAGAGUCCACAAGCAGCGCACUAUCUCGACAUUCUGACAACUCUGUCUGGGGCUAUUGACAAGCGACGAGCAAACGAGGCAUCUAGUGGAAGAAGCCGCUACGUCUCCAAACUGUUUAGUCUGGAUGCACCGCCUGAGACUGCAGGGUCACAGUCUGCCCAGCAGAUGCUAGAUACAAUGUUUCCAUUUACAGAUGCUCAGACAGGUCAGAUGAUGGAUGAUACGAUGCAGGAUUGGGUGUUUCAGCAACCUGAUGGUGGGGAUUUUAGUUUGGACUGGGAGACGUUGAAUGUAUCGUUAUGGGAUACGUAUCCAUUUUUAUCAUGA